AUGACCCUUACAACAAGCCCCAAAGUCGACCCCAUCGUUGUCGACGGGACAUCGUUCGCCCUGAACGGCAAGAAUGUCUCCUACCGCUUCCAUGUCGAUUCAGUGACUGGGGACCUUCUUCUGGACCAUUUCGGCUCCCGCGUGACAGAAAACCCCAUCGCCCAGAUCCAAUCCAACGGAGGAGGUUGGUCCACGCAGGCCCAUCUUCGCCGUGAGUUUCCAGACCUCGGCAGAGGAGACUUUCGCACCCCUGCUGUGCACAUCAAGCACGCAAAGGGCUUCACGGUCUGUGAUUUCAAGUACAAGUCAUACACAAUCUCCAAGGGCAAGCCUGCUUUGGAGAAAUUGCCUUGUACGUUUGGCUCAGACGAUGAUGUUUCAACGCUUGUGAUUCAUCUGUGCGAUGAGCAGAGCUCUGUUGGCGCGGAUCUGUCUUACUCAAUCUUUCCCAACUCUGAUGCUAUUGUCAGAAAUGUUAGAGUUAUUAACAACAGUGAUGAUGUCAUUGUUGUUGAGAAACUGGCUAGCUUCAGCGUUGAUUUCCCCCACGACGAGUAUGAUAUGUUGCACCUCCGGGGAGAAUGGACAAGGGAAUGCAGCAGGACUCGCCGAAAGGUUGAGUAUGGAGCACAAGGAUUUGGGAGCACAACUGGUUACUCGUCUCAUUACCACAACCCAUUCUUGUCUUUGGUCAGCCCAACCACAACCGAGUCUCACGGCGACGCUUGGGGCUUCUCUCUCGUCUACACCGGUUCUUUCAACGUCGAAGUUGAAAAGAGUCACCAAGGAUUAACCCGAGCAGUCAUUGGCAUCAACCCAUGCCAACUCUCCUGGCCAUUGCGUUCCGGCGAGACUCUCCAAUCACCAGAAUGUGUUUCCAUCUUUUCCGAUCUCGGCAUCGGCGAAAUGUCACGAAAGUUCCACCGUCUCUAUCGUCGCAACCUCAUCAGAAGCAAAUUCGUUACAGAAACUCGCCCGGUCCUGCUCAACAGCUGGGAAGGUCUCUACUUCAACUUUGACCAAAAGACGAUUUACAAGCUCGCUCAAGAGUCUGCUAAAUUAGGCGCCAAGCUCUUUGUGCUUGACGAUGGCUGGUUUGGUGAUAAACACCCUCGUAUCAACGACCACGCUGGAUUGGGCGACUGGGUCGUAAAUCCCAAGAGAUUCCCCGACGGCUUGGGUCCUCUUGUUGAGAGUGUCAACAAGCUCAAGGCUGCUGGGUCGGAGGAGAACCUUCAAUUUGGCAUUUGGGUCGAGCCUGAGAUGGUCAACCAGAAAUCCGAGCUUUAUGAACAGCACCCCGAGUGGGUUUUGAGCGCAGGUACCUACACACGCAGCGAGACUCGUCAACAGCUUGUCCUCAACGUAGCACUUCCCGAGGUGCAGGACUACAUCAUCGACUCAGUGGCCAAGAUCCUGGAUUCAGCACCCAUCACUUACGUCAAGUGGGACAAUAACAGAGCCAUGCAUGAAAGCCCAACACCUGGUAAUCAACACGCUUACAUGCUUGGUAUCUACCAUGUCUUUGACGUGCUGACGACUCGUUUUCCUCAUGUCCUCUGGGAAGGCUGUGCUUCCGGCGGCGGUCGAUUCGAUCCUGGUAUCCUGCAAUAUUUCCCACAGGUCUGGACAUCAGACAACAUGGAUGCCUACGACCGCGUUCACAUUCAGUUUGGUACAUCGUUGGUGUACCCGCCGUCAACCAUGGGAGCGCAUGUGUGUUCUUCCCCGAAUGAUGUAACAGGUCGUUCCAUCCCAAUGCGCUUCCGAGCUCAUGUCGCUAUGAUGGGAGGCUCUUUUGGAUUCGAACUUGACCCAGACCAUACACCCGAGGAAGACAAGAAGCAGAUUCCAGAACUCAUUGCACUGGCUGAAAGGAUCAACCCUAUUAUCAUCAGUGGUGACAUGUGGCGUCUUGUGCUGCCUGAAAAGUCCAACUUCCCUGCAGCAAUUUUUGUUUCGGAAGAUGGAAGCGAAGCUGUCCUCUUUGCCUUCCAGUUGAUGUCAACUACCGUUUCCAACUUCCCUCUGCUUCGCCUUGCAGGCCUUGACCCGAAUGCGAGGUACAAGCUCGAUGGUGGUGAUAUUUAUUCUGGUGCAACAUUGAUGAAUGGCGGUAUCCAGUAUCGAUUCGGUACUGACUACGAUAGCAAGGUGGUUCUUCUGGAGCGGGUGUAG
Messenger RNA from Fusarium pseudograminearum CS3096, 2178 nucleotides. RefSeq lists its product as uncharacterized. The record is from RefSeq and is a predicted model, not a curated record. Gene Ontology annotation, molecular function: alpha-galactosidase activity. NCBI's taxonomy places the organism in Eukaryota, Fungi, Ascomycota, Sordariomycetes, Hypocreales, Nectriaceae. The coding region runs from base 1 to 2178 and encodes 725 amino acids. The transcript has 3 exons. Gene Ontology annotation, biological process: carbohydrate catabolic process.